This is a messenger RNA of Epithele typhae, 762 nucleotides long. RefSeq lists its product as uncharacterized. Lineage: Eukaryota; Fungi; Basidiomycota; Agaricomycetes; Polyporales; Epitheliaceae. The transcript is spliced from 5 exons. The coding region runs from base 1 to 762 and encodes 253 amino acids. The record is from RefSeq and is a predicted model, not a curated record.
AUGGCACAACACGACGCGCAUACGCUACCCGCAGAAAUCAUAUUCAUGAUAUCCGCAGCGGCCUCCACGAACGACCUCCGCACCGCGACGAAGCUCUGCCUUGUCUGCCACGCGACGCGAGGAUGGGUGCUGCCCGUCAUGUACGGGUCCGUAGUGCUCACCACCGCCCGCGACAUCGAAACCCUCGCCGCCGCACUCACUCGCCUCACGACCGACGCACCGACCCUCGAGCACCCAGCGUCUCGCAUCCGCCGACUGUGGAUCGGCCCCACAUGGACCCCGUCACCGCAGAAAGCACACCCUUCAGAGUCUUCCUCCCUGCAGACGCUCUCCUCACACACAGCGUGGCCGUCCCCUUCCAUCCGCGCCAUCCUCUCCCUCGCGACCAACCUCGACGCGCUCGCCGUCCUCGCCGCCCCGUCCUCGUUCUCCCUCGCCACUCUCUCAGUGCCCAAGACCGUACGAGCACUCACCUUAGGACCGGCACACGGGCCGCUCAAUCUGAAUCGGUUCCCGCACAUCCGCUCGGUGACGAGCGUGAACACGAUGGUCUUCGAGGACGAGCUGCGCGCGAUCCUGUUCGGGGACCGGAGGUCGGCGGCGCGGCGGCGGGUGCGGAUGGUGGUCAGUUGUCUCCAGAAGGCCAUCGCGGACAACGGGUUCAAUAACGUGCUUGUCGUCAGCCGGACUACUAUGCCUCAAGUUCGAGGCAAUGCGCCGCUAACGGUCGUCAUCAACGUCAGGCCACCCUACUCGACCUAG